AUGGAGUGUUAUGUACGUAUUUACCUUCAAGGAGACAGUCUCCUUAGUCCGUCAUCUUUAGUCGAUGCUGCUCAGCACAGUUCUAAUCUUCCGCUUACAAUCAGUAGUCCAUCCGGUGAUUAUAUUGGUCUGGAAUUCAGUCGUGUCAGGAAUUCUCCAUUGUCCUACUUGGAUUAUGCAAAGUACGAUAAGGAUGAGAAAAAGGUGAACGAACGUCUUCAAACAAUAGCUCACCAUGUCAAUGCGCUCUACUAUCCUUUGAAUAUACGUAUUACACUAGUAUGGGUGGAUAUUUGGAAGGAUGGUGACAAAUUCGAAGUUGCGACAAGUGGUGACCACACUUUGGAUGGUUUUCUUAAUUAUCGGAAAGAUAUCAUCAAAGCCCAUCCGAACGACAAUGCCCAUAUGCUGACUGACAUUCACUUUGAAUCCAACGUUGUCGGUAAGGCGUUUAAGGGAACGAUGUGCUCGUACGAUUACUCUGGCGGUGUUGACGUGGAUCACAGUAGCAAUGCUGCUGUUGUGGCUGCCACAGUGGCGCAUGAAAUGGGCCAUAACUUUGGUAUGGAGCAUGAUGUUGACUACGGCACGACAUGUAACUGUCCAGGAAACCAGUGUGUUAUGGCACCGUCGUCUGGGUUUGCUUGCUACCUUACUACACUAAAACGUUUUAGAUUUGUUAAGUUCGUUCAAGAGCUUUUGUUCAGAGUCUCACCGCCAUCGUUUUGGUCGGAUUGUAGCUUACGUUACCUUUACAACAGCUUUAGUCGUGGUGUUGACUUGUGCUUGAAGAAUCCGCCGGAGAGAACAAUUGGUGACGCCAAAUGUGGAAAUGGGAUUGUGGAGCCAGGAGAGGAAUGCGACUGUGGUCUAAAACAGUGUCUGCAUUCAUGCUGUGAUGGGAAAACAUGUCGGUUGGCAAAAGAAGCUGAAUGCGCCGAUGGCGACUGUUGUGAUCUUUUCACCUGCAAGCCGAAACCGCGGGCAACAGUUUGCCGAGCAUCCGUUGGAAUCUGUGAUUUGCCGGAAUUUUGCAAUGGUGAAACACCUGACUGUCCAGCUGAUUUUUUCUUGCAGAAUGGGCUUGUAUGUCCUGGUAGAGUAAAUGAGUUUUGUUAUGAAGGUCUAUGUGGUAGUCGUCCGGACCAAUGCGUCUCCAUAUGGGGACCCACUGCAAAAGAAGGUGUUAGCGCAUGCUAUCAACAAAACAUUAAUGGAAUCAUCCAGGGUAACUGUGGAUAUGAUGUUCUUUCCUCGCGGUUCACUCCAUGUCUACCUGAUGAUAUCAUGUGCGGGAGACUGCAGUGUGGAACCCAGGCUGAACGUCCCAUAUUUGGCGAUCCAACUACCGUUUCAUCGGCAUACACGUAUGUGAGAGUUGGAACUGAAAGUCAUCAAUGCCAUGUCAUACGAACAACUUACGUUGGACAAAAGAAUAAACCAGAUCCUGGUAUGGUUCUAGAUGGCUCGCAUUGUGGUGAUGAUAAGGUGGUGAUGCACUUCUAUUACAAACACUGUCAUCUUUAA
This is a messenger RNA of Angiostrongylus costaricensis, 1527 nucleotides long. The record is from the annotation of a GenBank genome assembly. NCBI's taxonomy places the organism in Eukaryota, Metazoa, Nematoda, Chromadorea, Rhabditida, Metastrongylidae.